AUGUCUGAAGAAGGCCGGAACCGGUUGCGUGCAGCCCGCGCCUGCCAAGCGUGUAGUUCACGAAAGGUGCGGUGCGACGUGACUGAGGUUGGGCUUCCGUGCAGUCGUUGCCGCGUAGCCAGGACUCCCAAUUGCCACCUCGUUGCCUCGAGACGGGGCACGUACAAACGACAGCGAUCUCAGCAGCAGACUAUGCAUCAGAGCAUCGUCUCUCUAUCCACCGACACAGAUGCUGUAUCGUCCACUCGACAUCACGCAUCAUUGGCGGAACCGUGCCAGUCGAAUACCGCCGUCUUUUCACCGCCCUCGUCCGUCGACUCGGCACCCCAAGGUCUGACUGAUGCAGUGGCAGACGGGGGGGCCAGCCUCGAACGGACCGGGGCAGCGCAGCCGCAGACUCAGGACUCGCUAACGUCCAUGUUCGAACGGUUCAUCGAGCAACAAGGCCAUAAUGUUGAGGACGCCGCCAACAAGUGCGGCAUCAUGUUCAUGAGCGGCGCCUCUCCCCUGACGUUUGCGCUCGAGGAGGCCCGGAACCAAAUCGAUAAGGCAGUCCUGCACGAUGCUGACUCGCACUUCAUCAAGGCAGUUUGUACGGGACCGGUCGAGUGCACCAACCACCCAUCCCAUCUGUCGCCGCAAGACAUCGGCUAUCUCAAAGCGAAGGGAGCCUUCGAACGACCAACGAACGACGUCUGCGAUGCAAUGGUCACCGCUUUCACAGAAAGAUUCUACCCCUCGUAUUCCAUCGUCGAUUUGAGUGCCUUCAACGACUCCUUCAAAGCACGUACCCUACCUUGGAUCCUACUUCACGCUGUCUGUUUCAUCGGAUCUACGUUCUGUGACUUGAGCAAAAUCCAUCAAGCAGGCUUCAAGGGGCGCUGGCACGCACGACGGCAUUUCUACGACAAGGCGAAGCUGUUAUUCGACACUGGCUACGAGACAAACAAGAUCGUCCUCCUCCAGACGGUCAUCAUGCUCUCGUUCUGGGGUCCACAGAUGAAGAGCUACUGGAAUCCAUGUUCUUGGGUUGGCUUUGGCGUCACCAUUGCAGAAUCCCUGGGAAUUCAUAGACUAAACACAUCCAUCUACAUGGAUAGGAAGCGGAGGUCCCUGCUUAAACGCUUAUUCUGGGUCCUCGCCGUCCGGGACGCGUAUUGCGCGACGUUGCUCGGUCGCCCGUGCCGGCUCAACAUUGUCCAGUGCGACACGGAACCGCUGGGCUUGGACGAUUUCCAUGACGGACAGAGCAGCGGCUCUGAAGAUCAAGCCAGGUGCCAAUCGCAUGCCCAUUAUCAGAUCCAGGUCUCGAAACUCUCUCUGAUCCUACGUGGCAUCAUGGAAGCGCGAUUUGGCCCGGCGGCGAACGCUUCAAUGACUGACUACCUCCACAACCAGAUGGAAAAGUGGAAGUCGGAGCUGCCGUCGUCGAUCAGCUGGUUGCAGCAGCAGGCCCUGACCACCAAUGUCUUUGCUCUCAGCUUGAAGAUCAUCUUCCACCUCCAACUUAUUCUCAUCCACCUCCAGAAACCCGAGGACGUGGCCCAUAUUCCCGUUCUCUCGCCCGGCGCUUCAACCUCAGCUUCCGAGGUCACCGAAUCCGCUGCACACAUCAUCGCAUCGACGGCUUUCACAAUCAUGGUCAAUUCCAUGCUCGACAUGGUGCCUCACGAGAUCUUCUCCGGUUUCUUCAUUGCCAGCAUCGUUUUCUACCGUGGGACCAAGCAUGCCCAAGGUUCUCUUACUCAUCUGCCUCGGUCCGCGCUCGAUAAUUGUCAAAUGCUGAUCAGCGAAGCGCGCGAGAGAUGGGAUCCAGCAAACUGGGUGUUACGGAUCUUCGACUUUUUACCGUCCAGCAACAUCGAUAGCCCGGAUACAGCACAACAGAUCGGCCGGGAUACGACAAUGAGCAAUAACAUUGCGCCAGAGUCGGACGCGGUGCCUAUGUCUCAAGAUGGCCGCGUUCUAGACAUAAUGCCCGAGGAUGAUAUACUGCAUUGUAUUGAUUUCGGUUCGCCGACCUACCAAAGCGUGGGUUCUAUGGCGAAUGAGCUGUUUUUGAUGUCGAACUAUCUCACGAUACCCUCGGGGAACCCUCCUUUCAUGCCAAUGUAG
Ilyonectria robusta is the source of this 2115-nucleotide messenger RNA. RefSeq lists its product as uncharacterized. The record is from RefSeq and is a predicted model, not a curated record. Gene Ontology annotation, biological process: regulation of DNA-templated transcription; DNA-templated transcription. Gene Ontology annotation, molecular function: DNA-binding transcription factor activity, RNA polymerase II-specific; zinc ion binding; DNA binding. The transcript is spliced from 2 exons. NCBI's taxonomy places the organism in Eukaryota, Fungi, Ascomycota, Sordariomycetes, Hypocreales, Nectriaceae. Bases 1 to 2115 code for a protein of 704 amino acids.